GGGAGGGGAGCCAUGACUGACUGUACUUCCUGUCUGCUGUGUUUCAGCUUCACUCAGAGACAACAUGGCUUCCAGGUUAGAGGAAGAUCUCUGCUGUCCGGUCUGUCAGGACGUCUUUAGAGAUCCUGUUGUUCUGUCCUGUAGCCACAGCUUCUGCAAAGCCUGUCUGCAGACCUGGUGGAGAGAGAGACCAUCACGAGAGUGUCCAGUCUGUAAGACAGAAUCUUCAGGAAGAAAUCCCCCUUGUAACUUGGUGUUGAAGAACCUGAGUGAGGCCUUCUUACUGGAGAGAGGUCAGAGACCUCCAGAGGCUCUCUGCAGUCUGCACUCUGAGAAACUCAGACUCUUCUGUCUGGACCAUCAGCAGCCAGUGUGUCUCGUCUGCAGAGAUUCAAGAACACACACCAACCACAGUUUCAUACCCAUCGAUGAAGCUGCUCAGGAUCUCAGAGAGGAGCUCCAGAAAGCUCUGCAGCCCUUUCAGGAGAAACUGAAGCUCUUUGAAGAAGUUAAAGUGGAUUUUGAUCUCACAGCAGGACACCUGAAGCUCCAGGCUCAACACAUAUGCGGCUUUCACACCGAGACGCAGAUUAAGGAGCAGUUUAAGAAGCUUCACCAGUUUCUAGAAGAGGAAGAGGAGGUCAGGAUGGCUGCACUGAGGGAGGAAGAGGAGCAGAAGAGGAGGAUGAUGGAGGAGAAGAUGGAGGCUGUGAGCAGAGAGAUAGCAGCUCUUUCACUCACAGUCAGAGCCACAGAGGAGGAGCUGAGAGCUGAAGACGUCUCCUUCCUGCUCAACUACAAGGCUGCAGUGGAGAGGCUGCAGCGCCCCCUGCUGGAGGAUCCACAGCUGCCCUCAGGAGCUCUGAUAGACCAGGCCAAACACCUGGGCAACCUCAGCUUCAACAUCUGGAGCAGGAUGAAGGACAUGGUGUCCUACUCUCCUCUCAUCCUGGACCCAAACACUGCUGAUCCAGAACUCUUCCUGUCUGCAGAUCUGACCAGUUUGAGAGGAGCAGGAGGGAGAAAGAAACUUCCUGAUAAUCCAGAGAGGUUUGAUAAUUACAUCUCUGUCCUGGGCUCUGAGGGCUUUAACUCAGGGACUCACAGCUGGGAGGUCCAGGUUACAAACAGAACAUGCUGGUUUCUGGGUGUGUUAGCAGAGUCUGUCCAGAGGAAGGGAGACAUACGGUCUGGAUUAUGGAUUAUUGGUUUACAUGGCGGUAAAUACGCAGCACGGUCACCAUCAGGUCCAGAAACUCUCAGCCUGAAGGAGCUCCAGAGGGUCAGAGUGGAUCUGGACUGGAACAGAGGAAAGUUGUCGUUCUCUGAUAUUGACACUAACACACACAUACACACCUUCACACACACUUUCACUGAGCGGAUGUUUCCAUACAUUACCACUGUGCACAACGUGAAGAUAAUUCCACAGAAGGUGUGUGUGACAGUGGAUCAGAGCAGGUUGAGGAUGAUUUGAGCUUUUUAAUGUUUUUUUGAUGUUCUUGCUAUUUAGUUUGACAUAUAUUUAGGUUAGAUUAAGAACUGUGAGAUGAUCGGACAAAGUAUUUCUGAU
Molecule: messenger RNA, 1570 nt
Organism: Trematomus bernacchii (emerald rockcod)
Lineage: Eukaryota; Metazoa; Chordata; Actinopteri; Perciformes; Nototheniidae
Product: nuclear factor 7, brain-like
Exons: 2
Coding region: 65-1474 (469 amino acids)
Molecular function (GO): protein binding; zinc ion binding
Source: RefSeq, a predicted model, not a curated record